Molecule: messenger RNA, 3550 nt
Organism: Anneissia japonica
Lineage: Eukaryota; Metazoa; Echinodermata; Crinoidea; Comatulida; Comatulidae
Exons: 7
Coding region: 1666-2817 (383 amino acids)
Biological process (GO): regulation of apoptotic process
Molecular function (GO): protein binding
Source: RefSeq, a predicted model, not a curated record
AACUAAAGAAGUUUUGCCUAGAUUUCCAUGACAACUGAUAGGCAAGUAGGAUUUUGUGGUUGGAGUGAGUAACCUGGGUAUGUGUGCUGGCAGAGUAGUGUAGCAUUGAAUUUUACGAGUGAGCAGUAGUAUUAAUAAAUAGUGUAUUUUAUAUUGUAUUCCAUAUAUUUUGUUGUUUGCUGUUUCAUUUUGUUUGUAGCUGAAAGAAACUGGGUGGAGUUUAUUAUUAUUAUUAUUGUAUAGAGAGCUACAUAUAUAUACAGUAUGUCCAUAUAUUCAGUUGUUUCCUACAGCAGUGUUUUCCAGUACUUUACUCUCUGAUAAGAAAGUAUAAUACAUACUCCAAGUAUUGAAAUACACGCCAUCGUGUUGGGAUUCAAUAUUUCGACAUUAAUUAUGUCAUCAUCAGGAAUGAUUAAUUAUGUCAUCUAGACGACCGAAAAUAACCUCUGAGGCAUAUUAGGCAACCAAUUAUUUCUUUUUCUCUUAUUUUUAUUUUUUUUUAAUCAGUGACAAGAAUAAACCACCACACCCCCUUCUAAAUCCGCGCCUGUUAUAUAUUUUAUAGAAAGAGGGGGGGUGGGUGAAUGUGUGUUGAAUAAUACGAUAUUCCCUGCUGUUGGAUCAUGAUUCUUUCCUUAUUUUCAGCAGCUUUAAUUAAUGGAUAUCGACUUACUAAAAUGUCAAAUAAUUAGGCUUCCUUGGUGUACAUCACCCUGAAACUAAAAAGUAAGCACAAUCUUUCUUUUUCUUCUUAUACUGUACUAACCAAACCGAGCCUCUGCUAUCAAAUGAAUUCUUUGGCAUACAGCUGCUGUAGCCUUAUAUACGGCGAUGUAUGCAAAAUAGGCUCAAGAUUGGACUUAACCCAUCAUCUUCAUUUUUAUUGGUCGUUCAAUUUCUAAUUUCUUACCAAAAGCUUUUUCCCUCAAAAUCUAUCUUAGGCUGUAGCUCUAGUGGAUUUUCAUCUACCUGUAUAGUAUAAUUGCAGUUGCUGUCUAGCAUUGUGGUUUUGUUUGAAUUACUUACAUACCAUACUCAAAAUACAACUAAAGAAGUUUUGCCUAGGUUUCCAUGACAACUGAUAGACAAGUAGGAUUUUGUGGUUGGAGUGAGUAACCUGGAUAUGUGUGCUGGCAGAGUAGUGUAGCAUUGAGUUUUGCGAGUGAGCAGUAGUAUUAAUAAAUAGUGUAUUUUAUAUUGUAUUCCAUAUAUUUUGUUGCUUGCUGUUUCAUUUUGUUUGUAGCUGAAAGAAACUGGGUGGAGUUUAUUAUUAUUAUUAUUGUAUAGAGAGCUACAUAUAUAUACAGUAUGUCCAUAUAUCCAGUUGUUUCCUACAGCAAUGUUUUCCAGUACUUUACUCUCUGGACAACCGAAAAUAACCUCUGAGGCGUAUUAGGCAACCAAUUAUUUCUUUUUCUCUUAUUUUUAUUUUUUUUAAUCAGUGACAAGAAUAAACCCCCUUCUAAAUCCGCGCCUGUUAUAUAUUUUAUAGAAAGAGGGGGGUGGGUGAAUGUGUGUUGAAUAAUACGAUAUUCCCUGCGGUUGGAUCAUGAUUCUUUCCUUAUUUUCAGCAGCUUUAAUUAAUGGAUAUCGACUUACUAAAAUGUCGAAUAAUUAGGCUUCCUUGGUGUACAUCACCCUGAAACUAAAAAUUUACCAAGAAUGGCUGAAGUAGAUGAACAGCCUGCAUCAAGCAGCACCACGAUUGGAAUUCAACCUGUAUCAGGCAGUCGUACUCCAAUUGGAAUUCAUGAGCAGGGUAUUAGCAAGGAAAUAGAUGAAUUCGGUUUUAGAAAAUUAUUACUAAACAUUGAUAGGAAUCUAAUGGAGAAUGAUAUCUUAGCUCUGAAGUACUUAUGUCUAGAUAAAAACAUUGGUCUUAGCCAUGGUGAGUUGGAGAAUGUUAACAGAGGUUUGGAUUUACUGGAGAAACUAGAGAGGAAAAGAUUGCUUUCUAAAUCGAAAUUGGAAGUACUCAUUGAGUUGCUUGGUUUGAUAGAGCGUUAUGAUCUUAAGCUUAAAGUUGAACAAUGUUUAGAUUUACAACAAAAGAUGAAAGGAAUUCAGGCAAAGAAAAUUUCAUCAUACAGGGCUCUGAUACUUGAUUUUGCUUCUGACAUUGGAAGAAAAGAAUUGGAAUCCCUGAAACCAAUAUUAAAACCCCAUAUACCUGCUAUGAAAAUAGAAAGAUUAAAUAAACCAAUAGAGUUGAUGAUUGAAUUGGAAAAACUCAGAGUAAUCUCACCUCAAAAGAUUAAUUUUCUAUUUCAAAUUGCUAACUAUUUACAAAGUGAUGAUCUUGUUCACAAAUUAGAGGAGUUUAAAGAUAUUUCUAUUCAACCUAAAAGUCACGGAGAUUCAGAGUCAAUGUCACCAGUAACAGGCUUUUCAACAAUAGAUGGUCCUCAACCUGAAAAUCAUGGUGACACAGAGCCAGCAACACAAGGUGUUUCUGUUCAACCUGAAAAUCACAAAGACACAGAAGAAACACGUAGUUGCCUGAAGAAGUGUUGGUGUAUGACAAAGUGGAUAUUCCUUAUUGGUGGUAUUCUAUUGGGUGCAACAUUUGGUUUGAUGGCAAUCCUACUUAAAAAUGGUUUAGGUAAAAACAUCUCCGAGAUAACUGCCGAGAUUUCGGGAGCACUAACUUUUAUUGGGUUCAUCAUGACAAUCUACGACAAGUGUAAUGCUUCCAAUUGUUGUCCAAGGAAUAGGGAAGAAACACAGUCACAGCCUAGGCCGUUCACUGGUACCUACAUGUACUCGCGUGUAAGAAAUGACAUGAAAAUUACAAUGAAUAUACCGGUAGAGUAAAGGAUGAACGCUGCAGUAUGUAUUAUAAUAUGGACUAUUGACAUUACUGUACUUGACUUAAGCCUAGUUGUUGGGUUAUACUGUAAUUUAUUUACAGUUUACUUACAAUGUUAGACUUACUGUACUUACUUUAUUUCCUGAGACAAAUACGUAAAGCUGGUCUUGGUGUUGCUGAAUCAAUUUAUUUUUAUUGUAGUGUUGAAUAUGCUGCGCCAAAGUGGGUUACGAGUUUGACCAGUGAACAAAUUACAUCAGUUAAACACAUACAGAAAAGGGCAGUUAAAAUAAUUUCCCAUGGUUGGUAUAAUUAUUUGAUGAGGCACGUUUGAUUCUAAGUUUUCUGUUCCUGGAGGACAGACGUACCCGGCUGUGCAGGGAAUUUUCCAAAAUUUUAAAAAUCCUAAUCAAAGACUAAACGAUGUACUCCCGUCAUUACGUAAUGUAUCAUAUCACUUGAGAACAAUCACUGAAUUCCCUCUACAGCAAAUGUAAUACAAAACAACAAAAACUUUAUUAAUACCAGGUUGUUCAACGAAUGAUAAGUACUUGCUGCCCUGCUUAGUCAAAUGGACUUUAUUUUUUAGUUUAAUCAAAUUUUAUAAUAUUGUGUUUUCUUAAUUAUUUCCUUGUUUCAUUUUUUUUUUUUAGAUUUUAAAUUUUAAUAUGUAUGAAAUAAUUGUUCAACAUCAAUAUAUAUUAUAUAUAUCGCAAUAAAGUUUUUUAUCGUAUCUUA